AUGACGUCAGAGCCUAGUUACGUCACAGCAAACGCGUCAUCAAAGUCUACCACCAACCCACACACGUUCACGACCACAGUGCUGGAAAUAUUGAAGCCAGGAAUUGUUUUAGAGAUUAAAAGAGAUGACGUGAGGGCGGGAUGGGAGAACAUGGAAAUAUUAGUCAAGUUGUCGAUCGUAUCAGACACAGGAGCAUGUGAUGCCGUGUACGAAGCCGGGCAACGAAGUAGUGGAGUUUAUCUCAUCAACGUGGACGGCACGAACCUAAAUGUCUACUGCGAUAUGGCGCCGUCUACCGGCGCCUCUACGGUUUUCCAACGACGUUAUGAUGGUUCGGUUGAAUUUUACCAAAAGUGGGACGAAUACGAAGUUGGAUUCGGGAACAUAAAUGGAGAGUUCUGGAUGGGUUUAAAAUAUCUUCGCCAACUAACCAAGAAUGGGAACUAUAGUCUGAUUAUUGAGAUGAAGAACUGCAACGGAACCAACUUUACCGCAAGAUACUCUGAGUUCAGAGUCGGUUCCUCAUCGACCAAUUAUACUUUAACUACACAAGGUUACGACGGUGGUGCAGGGGAUUGGGAUUCGUUGAAAGCUCAUAAUCUUCAACAAUUUUCCACGUAUGACCGUGACAACGAUAUAUCAAGUAAUCAAAACUGUGCAUUAGUGUACAGAGGCGGAUGGUGGUACGCCAAAUGUCUGCAGGUAAACCUGAACGGUCAGUUUGGACCGUGUCGAAAAGGACGUCAGUACCAGUAUUGGAAAAGUUUGAAUACUCUUGAAGAUGGGGCGUUGUCUGCAACUGAAAUGAAGUUUACUUUGCACUAA
This is a messenger RNA of Ciona intestinalis (vase tunicate), 825 nucleotides long. NCBI's taxonomy places the organism in Eukaryota, Metazoa, Chordata, Ascidiacea, Phlebobranchia, Cionidae. The record is from RefSeq and is a predicted model, not a curated record.